This is a messenger RNA of Caenorhabditis briggsae, 771 nucleotides long. RefSeq names its product Protein CBR-FKB-4 (gene Cbr-fkb-4). Bases 1 to 771 code for a protein of 256 amino acids. NCBI's taxonomy places the organism in Eukaryota, Metazoa, Nematoda, Chromadorea, Rhabditida, Rhabditidae. The transcript is spliced from 4 exons. Gene Ontology annotation, molecular function: peptidyl-prolyl cis-trans isomerase activity. The record is from RefSeq and is a predicted model, not a curated record.
AUGAAGUUUUUUACCUGUUUUUUGAUUAUUGGCUUUUCAUCUGCAGUGUAUUCCAGUGACCAAAGUUGGAAGGACGAUGACGGAUUAGAAGUAACCAUAAUAAAAAAGAUUGAUGAUUCGGAAUGUGAUAUCAAAUCCGCGGGUGGAGAUGUCGUUGAUCAGUACUACAAACUGUCCGAUGAGAAAGGAGAAGAGAUUGGAAGUAAUUUUGGAAAGAAGCCAUACACAUUCACAUUGGGAAAAAAUCAAGUGAUACCUGGUAUGGAUAGAGCAAUGAGAGGAAUGUGCAUCGGUGAGAUUCGCAAAGUGAUCAUUCCACCGAAACUAGGAUUUGCUAAAGAUUCCAACGGUCAGCCACUCUAUUACACUGUUCAGCUGGUGAACCUGUUCCGUGCGAAUCCAGGCGAGAGAUGGGUCACUGAGGAAGGAAUCCAAAUUGAACAGACACACAAAAUUGAACCAGAAAAGUGCAAAAAGGCGGAGCAGGGCGACAAAAUCUAUCAGCAAUAUGUUUUGAGACUAGAAGACAACACGUUGGUGGAUUCGUCGUAUUCCAGAAAUGCUCCGUUUGUGUUCAGGUUGAGAAAUCGGGAAGUGAUCGAUGGAAUGGAUAUCGCUAUGGAUGGAAUGUGCGAAGGUGAGCGUCGUCGUGUGGUGAUUCCAUCAGAAUACGGAUACGGUGCUCAAGGAUCGCCACCAGAAAUUCCGGGAGGAGCUCGGCUAUUCUUUGAGAUUGUUCUAGAAAAACUGGUGAAAAGAGAUGAACUUUAA